Guyanagaster necrorhizus is the source of this 1473-nucleotide messenger RNA. Its product is annotated as aldehyde dehydrogenase. The coding region runs from base 1 to 1473 and encodes 490 amino acids. The transcript is spliced from 9 exons. The record is from RefSeq and is a predicted model, not a curated record. NCBI's taxonomy places the organism in Eukaryota, Fungi, Basidiomycota, Agaricomycetes, Agaricales, Physalacriaceae. Gene Ontology annotation, molecular function: oxidoreductase activity, acting on the aldehyde or oxo group of donors, NAD or NADP as acceptor.
AUGGCCGAUUUGCUUCCCUUCACCCAGCUGUACAUCAACGGCGAGUUCAAGGCAUCAGCCCAGGAUGCUGUCUUUGACGUCCGUAAUCCAUAUACCGGUCAAGUAUCAGGCCGGUCUGCUUCGGCGACCAGUCAAGAUUGCCGCGAUGCUAUCGAUGCUGCCCAUAGAGCCCUUCCUGCAUGGGAAAGUACCGAUAUUUCUUCACGCCAGACUAUCUUGUUGAAAGCUGCGGACAUCCUACAAGGCUCGUGGAUGCAGAAAUGCAUUGAAAUUAACACCGCCGAGACUGGUGCUACCCCCGACCUUGGCGCACUUAGUUGGGUUACGGCCUCCAGUACACUUCGGACCGUUGCUGCAAUGACAGGUCAGCUCAAAGAGGAAUCGUUCUCGAGCGCCACUGGUGGACAAGUCAUUAUAAAGAAACGUGCAGUUGGCGUUGUUUUGUCAAUCGUUCCUUGGAACGGCCCUCUGUGUCUGGCCAUUCGUGCCGUUGCAGCAGCGAUCUUUUGCGGGAACACUGUUGUCCUAAAGGCCUCUGAGUACAGUCCUCGAAGUCAUGCUCUCGUUCCGGAGUUGUUCCAUCAAGCCGGUCUCCCAAAGGGCGUCCUCAACUUUGUUGCCAUGUCAAAAGAAAUAACGCCCAGCUUGAUUUCGGACAUGAUCGGCAAUCCCAAAAUACGUCUUGUCAAUUUUACUGGGAGUGCGCCAGUGGCUAAGGCGCUAGCGACAGAGGCGGCGAAACAUCUGAUUCCUUGCAUCUUCGAGUUGGGAGGAAAGAAUCCUAGCAUCGUCUUGAAUGACGCCGAUGUGGAGGCCGCUGCCAAGAGUAUCACUUUUGGAGCAAUGUUCAACGCCGGACAGGUUUGCAUAUCGACGGAACGCGUCAUUGUCCAGCGCGACGUAUCCAAGGCACUCAUUACGGCUGUUGUGGAGCUAUGCAAGAAGCUAACGGCCGGAGACCCUACACACAACUCGCUACCUGCGUUGUUCACUCAGGCCUCGGCUGAGAAUGUGAUUAGACUCAUUCAAGAUGCCGUCAGCUCUGGUGCAGAGCUUCUCCUGGGAGAUCUUCGAAAAGACGGAUCCAUCGUACAACCUCACUUGUUGACUAAUGUGACCCGCGAGAUGUCUAUCUGGAAAGAAGAAACGUUCGGGCCUGUGGCGGUUUUUAUGGUGUGCGACACCAUCGAUGAGGCUAUCGAGUUGGCGAACAAUACCGAGUAUUCCUUGACCGCAGCGGUAUGGACGCAGAACCUUACAAAAGGCAAGGAAGUGACGGAUAGGUUAUAUACUGGCUUCUCCAAUAUCAAUGGAUGCACGAUACACGGCGAACCAUCCAUUGAACCUUUUGGGUUAGGUGGUUCCUCUGGGUAUGGGCGGUUUGACAUCGAUCACUUUACUCAAAAGCGCGUUUGCGUUGUUCAUGCGCCGGGCGCCAAGUACCCGAUAAUCGAGAGGCUUAGCGAAGAGUAA